This is a messenger RNA of Melopsittacus undulatus (budgerigar), 11486 nucleotides long. It is a transcript of the gene PAG1, whose product is annotated as phosphoprotein membrane anchor with glycosphingolipid microdomains 1. The coding region runs from base 544 to 1815 and encodes 423 amino acids. The transcript is spliced from 8 exons. Gene Ontology annotation, biological process: intracellular signal transduction; negative regulation of T cell activation. Gene Ontology annotation, molecular function: SH2 domain binding. Lineage: Eukaryota; Metazoa; Chordata; Aves; Psittaciformes; Psittaculidae. The record is from RefSeq and is a predicted model, not a curated record. Gene Ontology annotation, cellular component: plasma membrane; membrane raft.
UUGCUCCUCCUGAACACAACAAAGCCUUGGCUAAUCACAGAUCUGUAAGCAUUUUUCUCCCACCCGUUCUCAUCAGCCUGUACUCCAGAAAGAGGAAGAAGGAGGAAAAAGAAAGAAAGUCCAGGGCUGUGCAUGAGCGUGUCUUUGUGCCACUGUUGGCUGGGCGGGCUGACAGAGGCAGCAUUGUUCGCAGGCUGUGCCCGGCUUGGCAGUCAGAGAAGGUGGAGAUCUGCGCCGUGCAUACGGAAUCGGCAAGCAGCCGAGGACAGGGGUCCAGAAACUCAUAGAGCUGCAUUAACAACAAGAGGCAGUUUCAGAGCACCACUAAUAGCUUCUCCUGGUGUCUUCUGCACAAUGCAUAUGAGGACUGGGACAAGGAGACCUUGUUAAUCGAAGAAGCUUUUGCUUCCUCCCUGGGAGAGCCUGUAUGAAGACCUGUGUGUAUGGUGUUGUAAGAAACAGAAGGUACACGCAGCACAGAUGCCAGCCUUCUCCAAGGAAUAACCUCUUCAUCCCCCAGUGACUCCAGCUCCUGCUAGUACCAUGGGUCCAGAAGGUGGUUUCUUAGGCAGUGGUCAGGUCCACAUCAUCUUGUGGGGAAGUUUGGCAGCAAUGACAACACUCUUGUUCCUCACCUUCCUCAUCUUCCUCUGCUCCAGUUGCAACAGGGAAAAGAAGGCCAAAUAUCAGAAUGGAGAUCAUGAAAAUCUGAUGAAUGUGCCUUCUGACAAGGAGGUGUUCAGCCACUCGAUCACAAGUUCAGCUACUGAACCCCCUCCGAGCACCGACCAGAAUGGGGCACUCAGCAAUGGUGAGGUACUCUCAGAGGACAGUGCAGCUGCUUGCAUCCAGCCUUAUGAAGAAGUACAGACAUCUGAUCUGCUAGAUCAACAGGAUAGUCUUGGAAAGUCUACAAAAUGUCACCAGAGCCGGGAACUACCCAGUAUUCCUCCUAAUACCACCAUGGAAACCAUCAUCUCAGCUAGAAAUGCAGAAAAUGAUCAAAGUCUUGGAAUGGAAGGGCCUUAUGAAGUCUUGAAAGACAGCUCCUCUCAGGAGAACAUAGUUGAAGACUGCUUGUACGAAACUGUGAAGGAAAUUAAAGAUGUUGGAGCAGCAGCCAGCAUGGAAAGGAGCUGUAACAGCAAAUCAGAGGCUCCACUGACAGUUUCUGAAGGUCAGAAUCAGAUUCCUGAGUGCAAAAUUGAAUCAGCAGAAUAUGCAUCUGUUGACCGAAAUAAGAAAAGUCGUCAAAGUGCUAAUUCAGAAAGCCCUCUUGACAACACACCAGACGCAGAAGAUGAGCUUCCCCCACCAGUACCCAUGAAGCUUCUCGAUGAAAAUGAGAAUGUGCAAGAAAAAGAAGUGGAAGAAGUGACGGAAGGAGCAAGUAAACCAGAGAAGAGGCAUAGUUCAAUGUCUUACAAGUCUCGAGAGGAAGAUCCAUCUCUUACAGAAGAUGAGAUCUCAGCCAUGUACUCAUCAGUGAGUAAGCCAGGACAGGCCCUCAAGGCACUGGAUUCUCCUUACACCUGUAUUCAAGAAAUUGCAUCUGAGAGGUCCCCGUCCAUUUGCAGUGGCCUCUAUGCAAGUGUGAAGGACUUUGAGAACACCCUAAAUGCUACCACUGUGCCUCAGUCAGCGGACAGACCAAACGGGGAGCUGGAGCCUGACUAUGAAGCGAUCCAGUCAGUGAGCCAAGAAGAAGACAGGACCUUGUCUGUGCCUAACACAAACCACUCUGCUCUUUCAGGAGAGAAUGACUAUGAGAGCAUAGGGGACUUGCAGCACCACAGGGAUUUCACCAGGCUUUAACUACUCCGGCAGGCAAAUUUCUCCUCUGGUAUUUUUAAAUGAACAUGUGAAACAUGGAGAGAGAAGUUUUUGUCUCUUUGAGGAGCAAAGCAAAGUAGGGAACAAAAGUUGUGAAGAAACAAUGUACGUUUCAGCCAGGGUGUGAUACAUGCUAGGUUAUUCUGGGUGGUGGAUGGAGGCUCACAGGAAAGGGUACGUCAGGUCAGAGUGAUGACCAGGACAGCAUAAAAGCUUCUUUAUUUUUAGCUCCAAGAAAACCAGAAUUUGGGAAGGAGUGCCAUGCUUGUCAUCCUGAUAGGAUUACAUACCAAAAAGACUGCUUUACAUAAAGCUAGCUUUUAAUUUUAUGUCAUUUUCUUCAAAGUGUUUUUCAAGCAUCAUUUUCAUUCAAGUUUGGCCGCACAACAUUGAGCAAAUCACAGGUCAUUGUACCUCAACUCAGACUUACUUUGCAGGGCUGGGGAAGGCAUGCUCAGUUCUGUGUCUUUUGGGGAGCUCUGUUCACAUUCAUUGCAACUGAAGUGCAAACAGCACUGCUUCACAAGGGACCUACUCCAAAUGUACUUGAAUUAAUUCUGUCAGCUUUUUUUAUAUGUCAAGGGCUGCAGAAUGUGACUUGCAAUAUUUGAGAUGUGUACUGGUGGUUUUGGGUGGGGUUUUGUUUGAUUAUUUGUGAAAUACCACUUUAAAAUGGCAAGUGACACUCUUCACAUUCUUGCUGUGUUCCCCUCACAUGCACACAUAUACCUACGUAAACAUGCAGCAGACAAUUGUCAUGUUGAAAAAAGUUGUGCAAAUGAAUGCAUUGGUAUAAUGUUUAGUCUAACCUUAAUAGUGUUGAGUCAUUUUUUGAAUAGCUUUGCCCUUUUUUAAGACUUGAAAUAUUUUAAUAUGUUUGUCUAGUUUAUCAUGUAGGAAAAUCUACAUAUUGUGUUCAGAGUGGAUUAUAUUUUUUAUUUUUACGUUUUUCAUCUUCAAAGUUUUUGUAGAUUAACUUACUGUGUUACGUAACAGGAGAAAUCCCGUUCUUUUGGCUUGUUUUUUUUCUUUGAUUUCUAUUUUCCUAUUUCAGAAGUAUGUAAAUGAACAACUGCCUUUGUUGUUGUUGUCUUCAGCAGGGAUGUGGAACACAUUUUGCUGUUUUUAAGCUUAAAAUAGUGGAGUCUAUGAACUGCCAGAGGGCAAAAGAGAGGCAGAAGGACAGUGGGAUUUAGUCUGGGGCAGCCAGUGGUCCUCCUUAUUCCUCUGCUAAAAGGAACAUGAGGUCAACCAAGAACUCCCUUGGGCUCUGACAAGCAGUUUGAAAGCCACUGGCUUUGCAAGGAUACCAAGUUAUUCUGUUACUGUUAUAAGCAAAGUACAGAUCUUGGGUGAAGUAAGUAGGUGCUGGGUUCAUAAUUUUGUUUUCUUCAAGAACAGUACAAUGACAACAAGUCACUGGGACAACUUGUUAACCAUAAGCCAGCAAUGUGCCAUUGUGGCCAAGAAAGCCAAUGGUAUCCUAUGGUGCAUUAAGAGGAGUGUGGCCAGCAGGUCAACGGAGGUGAUCCUGCCCCUCUACUCAGCCUUGGUGUAUUGUGCCCUGUUCUGGUCUACCCAGUUCAAGAAAGACAAAGGAGAGGGUCCAGCAGAGGGCCACAAAGAUGAUCAGGGGUCUGGAGCAUCUCUGCUAUGAAAAAAGUCUGAGAGAGCUGGGCCUGUUCAGCCUGGAGAAGAGACAAAGGUCCCUGAGAAGGGAUCUUACCAAUGCACACAAAUGCCCAAAGGAUGGAUGUCAAGAGGAUGGAGCCAGACUCUUUUCAGUAAUGCCCAGCAACAGCAUAAUGGGCAAAGGGCACAAACUGAAACACAGGAAGUUCUUUCUGAAUAUGGGGAAAAACUUCUUUACUGUGAGGGUGUCAGAGCACUGGAACAGGCUGCCUAGACAGGUUGUGCAGUCUCCUUCUCUGGAGAUACUUAAAACCUGCCUGGGCACAAUCCUGUGCAGCUUGUUCUAGGUGUACCUGCUUUAGCAGGGGGGUUGGACCAGAUGAUUUCCAGAGGUUCCUUCCAACCCCAACCAUUGUGCUAUUCUGUGAAUGAACAGUACAAUAGUACAAGAAUAGCCCAACAGUAGUGAACUGGUUAUGUGUACACACGUGCAUAUAUCCCCAUGUAAAUAAGCAUACACGUGUAAGUUGGACACAAGUAUAAAUUAUAGUCCAAACUUGGUAACAUUCAAAUACAUUCACGUACAUAAUAUCUGGCAUGUGCUUGAAGAGUAGUUUAUUUUUUAUUAGAAAUAAACAGUAUAUAAACUGAGGUUGGCUUAUUCCAUAGUAGACAAAAGAGGUUUCAUUUCAGCUUACUUGGUACUGGGUUUUGAUAUACUAGAUUGAGUCCUUCUCAGACCACUAGCCAGCAUUCAAUAUCACUUGGUACUGUAGAGAGCAAACACAGAUCUGGUUACACACAUUUAUUAGAAAUAACUUUAUAACUGAAAGCAGUAUACUGAUCUAUGGGCUUUGCCUGUAAGUACUGCGGCUCUGAGAAGCAGUGCAAGUGUGCAGUCAAACACAGGGUGAUUGAAACUGCAUGAAUCCUGACCUCGUACAAGAGUGCAGCAUGCUUGAUCUAUGACUCUCUUCCUUUGAGGAGAAGCAGUUCAGACAAGUCUACAUCCAUCUUGUUCAUGACCAUGCUGCCAUGCUUCCACAGGUGCAGCAAAUCAUUGCUUCCACUUCAUUACAGUGCUUUUGAAAGCUGACUUUGGUCUUCCUUUCUGGAGUUUUUCCCUCAAAAAAAGUUUCUGUUUCUGUUCCCUUGAACGUGAAUUCGUGAAUUUCGCCUUUGACUGUUCUUCUACUUCACAUUGUUUAAGGCCAAAGAUAAAAUACACCAUGUUUCAGAAGAUCUGUUGUGCUAAGUCUAGAAAAUUUCUGAAGUCCUUAACUGUGUUUUUGCUGUCUGUUCCUUGCUCAGGGGUAUGGGUUUGUACAUGUAGCCGUCAGUCUGACUCCUGCAACAUAGUGGCAGGCAUACCUCAACUGCUGAAAUUCCCAAAUACAUCACAAGAUGUAAUUAUCCCUUAAGUUAGACCUUAAGGAUUGUGUAACUUGUUACGUAGAUGACUGCUUUUGGAGAAACAGUAACAACAUGAAGUCUAUCAGGAUCACCAGCUUAAGACCAGUUUAAAGAAAAGAGAUAAUGCCAGUUAACAGCAGCAAAGAGUAACACUGACCUCUUGAUUGUAAAAUUUUAAGGUGUAAAAGAAGAAAAUCAAACAUCAGAAGUGCCCUCAUCAAGAAGCAAGUCAAAGAAGGAAAGAGGGCUUCCCAGCCGUUCUUUGUGUCUUUUACCAUAGGAUCCAAGAGUGUUGGUUUCGAGGAAGGGACAUGAGACUCAGCUUCUUCCUUCCUUCCUUUCCUCCAUUCCAAGAGCUGCUCCUUGAGAUCCCCCUGAUUUCCCUUUUUCAGUGAAGCCCCUCCCCUUAUCUUUUUGCUUGCUUCUAUUUUUAACCUGUCUCGUGCAGCCUUGCACUGGGAGCUGGUUCUGUCUCUGCAGUCCUGUGACGCUGGCAUGUUCCUUCCCGUUUAAAUGACAGGCUGGUCACAACGUCUUCAUCAUCCACCAGACCCUCAGCCUGGUAGGGAAGGAGCUCAGAUUUUUGGGUUGCUGCUUGAGCGGUGUGUACCUGCCCUCAGCCAUUGAGACCCCACAUACAUCGAACUCCUGAGAGCUGCGAAAAGAAGUUAAUCUCCCGAACAAGGACGGGUGGGGGAGUCUGUAAGUCCCCUACACUAUCCAUUAGAUAGUCUAAUGCUAAAGAAAAAUGUUUUAGAAUUCAGUCCAAGGUUCUUAUGUGAAUAAUUACAUCUCUUUACUAAGAAUCAAGCUUAUGGUUUAGUUCCCUCUUCCCAGAAGUAAGAUCUGUUCUUGUAUGACUAUUACCAAUGCUUCCUUUUCACUAAUAUAUUGGAUGGAAAGAAUUUUCUGACAGUAAGCCCCAAAUAGAUGAAUCUGACUGUAAAGUAAAGGGAGUCUCUUCUGCUUGUCUCUUCAUUGCUAUUGUUUCCUCUUUUACUAUAUCCCUGAGUAAAAUGUCAGGAUCCAAAAUAAAGUAUUUAUUACCUGGGGAUCUCUCCUGGGGAAGCUUCAGAGUCCAUUUCUUUGCCCCCAUUUUUAAGCACAACUGUAUAAGAAGAUCUGACAUCAAAUUGCCACAGUAAGGCCAAGACAAGCUGUAAACUGUAACGUGCAUAACUGCACUAGUGAAAAGGUCUUUUCUGGUUUCUUCCUGGAAACCAGUAGAAAUAGGAAAUGCAGUUUGGACAUCUCUUCCAUGAAUCUGUGUCUCUUGUGGGAGUUGUUCUUACCACAUACCUAAACCACAAUACCUACACCAGUGCUAACCCCCAUUCAUAAACCAGUCCCCCUUUCCUACCAUGAUGAGUGCAGAAUUGCUUUCUCAGUCACAGAGAGAAAUAGAUUCUUUACAGAUACCUGUAGCAUAGGUAUGUACCUUAUUACCACAGUUAGAUCAGCUAUAGUGCCUUUUUCACUAAGUAGCUAGUACUCCCAUACACCUUUCCACACUGUGCUUUUUUAAUUCAAAGGGACAACCCCAAUUUUUACUUGUUUAAGUUGGAAACUGCUUUAUAGAGACACAAUAAAGGUAUUGGACCUCAAUUUGGCCCUACAGUAGCAAUAGUCUCUUGCAAACAUCCUCCAAAAAGCCCAGUAAUGUAGCUAUGAUGACUAAGCUUUGCAAUAAGAAUUACCAGUUUCCUUUUGAAGAACCUAAUUUUUUGAACAGUGAGCAUUUAGGGAGGUGGGGGUCUUUGUUCAUGUCAGCUGUGAACAAUUAGUUGCUUCAGUCUUUCUGUUAAUAUCAAUUGCAGGCUUGCUUAUAUGUAGCAGGAUUCAUGGAGUAAGGGAAGAGUAGGUGUGGGUAUUCAUAUUCAUGAGUCACCCAGAGCUGGACCAUUCCCACAGCAGCACCUGGCUGAGGACCAGCUGCCUUGUUCUCUAAGCCCUCAUCUAUUGUGCCUUCAGGGAAUCCAUCCUGCAGGGAUUCUUCUGGGCUGUGUGCUUCUCCAUGGCUCCCUGAACAGCUCCUGUCCACUGUCUUGAACACAGUUCUGCCCAAUGCUGAUCACAGUGCUCUCUAUUCAACCUUUUAAUGGUGCUUUUAUAAGAUUCUGGGUAAUUGGGUUCAAUGUGCUUUCUGGAAGCUGACAUGUAAAGCUGUGAUGCGGAGUGCUCCCUAGUAUUGUCUGCUUCCCAGAACUUAUGUUAACUUUGUUACUCUGACUACAAAAGGCUGGCAGCGCUGUCCUGUCUUAUCCCACACACAUCCGGAAUGUAGUUACCAGUGUAACAAGCCUAGAUUGGGCCACAGGUGCUUCAAAGCAGCCAAUUCAGACCAAAGGGCUUGACUUGAAAGCAGUGAGAGACAUGCCUCUCAUCUGUGCAGUGUGGGAUUGGAAACGUCAUAGAGCCCAGCUCAAGGACUUUUUUCUGUCUCCUAUUGUUCAUAUAUAUUUGUUUGCAAUAUGGCUGUAAGAAAUCUGUUUCUGCAACAAACAUUUCCAUUUGGGCCACACUCCAAUGUGGAGACUUUUGCUGUUAGGCAAAUUACCAGUUAUUUCAGACAAGUGUUAUUUAUUUAGGUUGGUACAUGCCUGAAUAAGGCUGCUAUGUGCCUCACAAGUAACUCAGUGUGUGUAGUCUAUUGCAAAACAAGAGACUGCAGAGAGAUGAUCAGCCAGACAGGUGCUCCUGUGGUAAUGUGCUGAAGACAUUCAAGGGCAGGUUUCUUCCUGGGAGCAGAGAGCAUCAUUGCUAUCAAUAUGAUGUCAUGCCCUGGUGCUGGAGUUGAUUUGUUGCAUCUCUCUUGAGCAGAUCUCGGCCUCAAAAAAAAAAAAAAAACCAACCAAAAAACAAAAAACAGAAGUAUUUUAAAUGGUUUGCUAGCAACAUACAUUGGGGAUUAUGCUAAAGAUAAAUGCUAUGGUUGGAACAUCACAGAGGUAAAAGCACAGGGUUCCCUUUCUUAAAGGAGAGAGAACUCCUUUUGGUUGGGUCAGUAUGAAAGAUUCCAGGGUUACAAAAAGUAUUAAACAACAGAAGUAUUAAAUGAAUUGCAUGUAUGGUAAUUUUCUGGGAGUGCAGUAGGGUAUCAUAUACACUAGACACUGUUUGUUUCCUGUGGACAGCAGGAAGAUGAAAGCUUAUUUGUAAUACAAGGUUCCUAUUGAUUAAUUGAUGAAAUUUACUUUAGAUGUAAGCCAGAGGUCAGCAAGAGUGUCUACACAAUGUAGAUACAUAUAUGUAAGCUAACUAUAAAUGAUACAGCUCAGGUGUUGUAAGCAGAAUCACCAGAACAAUUUUAUGCCCUGCUUGGUCUGACCCACUCGCAUAGCCCAUUCCAGCACCCUGAUUUGUAUUAUAUACCCAUUGGCCUGUGCCCAGUCUAAAAAUAAUAUUAAACUUCCAGUUCUGUUUUUUCAAGCUGUGAGGUUUUGUUUCUGGAGGUGUUUGCCUUCAAACUGGCGGGGCCAGUCACUACAAACAUAAUAGCAAAGUGCCUAAAAACAAAGAUGUUUCUGUUAAAAUGCUCACUGUUACUGGACAGCCUGUUGUCUACUGUAUGUGGUACUCUCUUGCCGUACACAUUCCUAAAUACUGGCUUUCAUUUGUUCUGUUAACUUAUGGUUAUGUUCGUAUAGUCUGACAAGGUUUUUGUCUCUCCAAAUUAAUUGUCUAAUUUUAAUGAGCAUAUAUUUGUUACAGAAAAUAUAAGAUGAGAUUCUUUGUUCAGUUUAGGGGGCAGCUGUUAUUUCUUACACUUUAGGAUAAUGCAACAAUCUGCUUAGAUGAGUUACAAAGUAUGUAAGGAUCACUUGACUUCAAAACGCUUCAUUUGGAUUUCCAUAUGCAUCCCAUUCACUACGGGACUUUACCAACUCUUGUCAUUUUAAUCUUGCAAUACUGGGAAGGGGAUUUUAAACCUUACAAAUCUUACUAUUUUAAAAAAGAAAAUACUGCACUGAUGUUUUCACUUCCUAAUGUCUACAGAGACUCACAUUUUAACUUUCAGCAUCAGUUACAUUUGGAUUACCCUCUUAUUUAUGAACUCCCCUCCUCAUCAGCCAUCACCAUCAAAGCAUCUCUUUUGUCCCUGAUGAAAUAUGGCAGUUGUCCAGAGAGGACAGAAUUUGUGUCACAUCACACUUCUGAAUGAGACCUUUUUAAUGGGCCUGUGAGAUUUAGGAGCCUGGACUUAAGUCAGAUGUUUUGUGGAAAUUGCCUCCUGUCUUGCAGACUUCUGUGGAGGUCUUCACUUUCUUUCAAAGCAAGAAGUUCUAUAGCUUGCAAGCACUCAACUGAUAUGGAAAGAUGUAUGUAAGAGGUGAAAUGGUACAAUGUUUAAAUGUGUUAGUAAAAAAACCCAUAACAGCACAAGAACCUUCUUUCUCCAAUGUCUGAGGAUACUGGAAUUUGGUCUUUAUCUCUGAGGCUAUUUGAGAACGGUCAUGUAACCAGUCUCACAUCCUACUGUCAGACAAGUCUUUAAAUGAGCAUCUGGAUCACUCUGGUGGCUUCUGAGUUUCCACACAUACCACCUUCAUGACUUGCGGCAGGGCUUGUCUCUGUGGCAAUGACUACUUAGGAAUGCCUUUUGCUUCACAGUCCUGACCCCUUUAUUGAAGAAAUGGGGAUGUGAGUUCUGUCUCCUCAGUCUACCUAGUCUGUCUUGGUGAAAGUGAUAAUAGCCCAGGGAAGAAUAUUUACUGUAGUAACACAGGGAUAGCCUACUGCAGUAUCUGGGAAGAGAGAGGUAAAAGAAACAACUGCAUUUCACCCAUAUCACAGACUACCUGUUCAGAAAGAUUUUUAUGGUAGAAGAGGCUACAGUUAAGGGUCAAGUUGCCAAAAAUCUUACAGAAGAUAGAUGGAAUUAUUUAUUCUUUUCAGUAUUCCCUGUACCCAUAGAGGCAGGGUCAAGUCCUCUCUGCCCCACCAUGAUGCAGUUUGCUGAUCUUUUAUCAAGCCUCCACAUCAACAUAAAUUAAAUUAAUAAAUGAAUUCUAAAUACAUGGUUUUGUUCUAUCAUAAACCCUAAGAGGACAAAUGUAGAUGUGCUAAUGUAAGUACGAUGUGCAGAUCUGGACUUGCACAGAUGGUUUUUAGCAAAAUCAAGCAAGCAAACAAACAAACAAAACCCCUAACUUUAUUUGAAGAUGAUUACUUGCAUGAGAUAAGGGUGCAGGGUUGGACCCUAAGAGAGUUUAAAAGACAUUUUGGUUUGGUACUAGGUAUUUUUCUUGGUAUUUUCAGUGAAAAAUACUUUCUUUUAUGUUAGUGAAUUGGUAUAACUUCCAUAGGAGAAAUAAAAAUAUAGUCUGGUAUAUGGUUAAUUAUCUCUAAUAGCUAUUAUUAAAAUCAUGCCUCAGUAGGAGUCACUUUAAAUUGGGUGCUAUAUGAGCUUCAGCAUAAAAUUGUUUUAUAUAUGGAACAUUGCAUACUUAGAACAUAGUGGAUAAAUAUUUGUAAUUACAGACACUUUCAUUUACUUUAUCCAUUGUUUCAUAAUAGAAAAAAUACUUAUUACUGAUAAGUUUUCCAGCAGUGUUCUCUUACAUAAUGUUCUCACACAAAGUGUGUUUCUGGACAACCAUUUGAUUCUCUGGACACUGACGCAGAACUGCAAAACACCCUCAAACCACUAUGAGGUUCUGAAACUAGAGGAUUAGAACUAUCUCUGGCUAUCUUAGUGUGAAUACAGUUAAAUAUCCUGUAUAGUUCAGAUCUGUAGGAAGUGAGAGCAGUUCAAAGAAAUGACUGUACAUUAAAAAAUGACUGUCCAUAUAAAGCUGGAGUCAGUGCAUGCAGACUUCUGAGAUGGCACUAGCUGAGGCUUGCUUGCUACAUGAUGGGUUAUUUGGCUUGCUACCUGUUUGAAAUCAAUAUAGUUUUAUUAACACUGCUGCAGACACUGAAAUACUGUAGUUUUGCAGAAUGUAUGUUCCCUAAAUUGUAGCUUGACUGUAAUUGCAGGGCUUAUCCUACUGUUAGAGAAGAUCAGAUCCAACACUACAUUGCAUUUUGUAAGUUGAUAAAUGCCAUGAAAUUCCGCUCAACAUUUUGUAGUAGUAUACACAAGUUGAUGUAAUUUAGUCAUACCGUUAUUCCAAGAAUCUUCAUCUGAUGUUUCUAGCCAAUUCAGCUUUUGGCUGCUGAAAGCACAGUAGGUAAUUAUGGUUAUUUACUGUAAAUGUAGAUAAGUUUUAUGUAAAUAUUUCAGGGGGGAAAAAUGCUACAUAAACAUAUGAGGCAGUUACCUAAAAGUAAGAACAUAGGUCAGUAAUAUAAAAUACUGGUUUUAUUUAUGUACAGUAGUAUCCUAAUAUUUACUUGUUUAUAUGCAGGAAAAAAAAAUGAAGAAACUGUACUGUAUUCUCUGAAAGCUUUUAAAAGGGGCUCUGCCAUUUUCUCUGGUUAAUAUAUUUGCAAAUAACUUUUGAACUUAUUGGAAGUCUGUGUAAAUUAUGUCAAAUGGGAAACUUAUUACAUUGCAAUGAAAUGAGUUUAAUUCAAAAAUCCUGGCAAAACUCAUUGGAUUGAAAUCCCUAUAUAAAUUCAAUAGCCAGGCAGAAUAAAACACAAUAAAUAAGUUUUUUCUUCUG